This is a messenger RNA of Lolium perenne, 563 nucleotides long. RefSeq names its product histone H4. Gene Ontology annotation, molecular function: DNA binding; protein heterodimerization activity; structural constituent of chromatin. NCBI's taxonomy places the organism in Eukaryota, Viridiplantae, Streptophyta, Magnoliopsida, Poales, Poaceae. Gene Ontology annotation, cellular component: nucleosome. The record is from RefSeq and is a predicted model, not a curated record.
GCUCCAAACCACCACCGCUCCUCGAGUUCAGUCCGCUCGCAGCAGUUCCAGUCAAGGUCAGCCAUGUCGGGCCGCGGCAAGGGAGGCAAGGGGCUCGGCAAGGGCGGCGCCAAGCGCCACCGCAAGGUGCUCCGCGACAACAUCCAGGGCAUCACCAAGCCGGCCAUCCGCCGCCUCGCCCGCCGUGGCGGCGUCAAGCGCAUCUCCGGGCUCAUCUACGAGGAGACCCGCGGCGUCCUCAAGAUCUUCCUCGAGAACGUCAUCCGCGACGCCGUCACCUACACCGAGCACGCCCGCCGCAAGACCGUCACGGCCAUGGACGUCGUCUACGCCCUCAAGCGCCAGGGACGCACCCUCUACGGCUUCGGCGGCUAGAUCCCCCUCGUCUUCGUCCGCCGCCGCCUGCCGCAGAUUCCGAUGUGUUUUCUCCGCCCGUGCUUGCGGUCAAGAAAGCUUAGAUGGAAUGCAUACAUCCCAGCCUGUUUAGUCCCCUGUUUCCUUAGUAGUAGAUCGAAUUGUAUCGUCAAAUUCUGAAACAAAGUUGUUUGCACUUGAAUGUCGAA